Cygnus olor (mute swan) is the source of this 814-nucleotide messenger RNA. It is a transcript of the gene HEMGN, whose product is annotated as hemogen. NCBI's taxonomy places the organism in Eukaryota, Metazoa, Chordata, Aves, Anseriformes, Anatidae. The record is from RefSeq and is a predicted model, not a curated record. The transcript is spliced from 4 exons. Bases 149 to 688 code for a protein of 179 amino acids. Gene Ontology annotation, cellular component: nucleoplasm. Gene Ontology annotation, biological process: cell differentiation; regulation of osteoblast differentiation.
AUUAUUACUCUACUAGUGGCCUGUCCAGAUAAGCUGUUUGGGGCGGGCAGUCUGCAUUUUUUUCCAAGCUCUCAUUCUGCUGCACCAGUAACUCCAGAUUCCGUUCCCAAGGAAAUAAGCCGCUUUUUAUUUAAAACUGCAAAGAGCGAUGGAGAGUUUAGGUAAAGACCGUGCUUAUUCAGACCCUUCCCUGCCACCCUCUACAGCUUGUGAGGAGCAUGCUGUGCCAGGUGUCACCACCCGCCGCUUGAGAGACCGGGAGAUGCUCCGGAAAAGAAAGGCAGAAGCCCAGGAGAAGGAUUCAAUUCAGUGGGCUAUAGGGGAGCAGGAGAGGAGCAAGCAGCAGAGAAGACGACGAGGAGCCAGGCGAGGACGGGGCCGAAAACCCAUGGUGAAGCCCACACCGAAGCCAGAACCAGAGCUGGACCCUGAGCCCCCGGCGCAGAAGGAGGCUGAGCUGGUGCCCCCCAUGCCAGCGCACCAAGCCCAGCCACCCAUGAUGGCCAUGCAGGAGAUGCUCGGUGGGGUGCAGAUGGGAGCACUGGAGGGAGAGAUGGCAUCUGGGAGCCAGGGUCCUCUGGGUGAAGAGGAAGUGCUGAAACUAGCGGAAGAAAUACCAGAAGAACUGAAUACUCCCCUGGAAAACGACACAGAGGGUAGCGAAUACUUCCCGUCAGUCCUAUUUUAAGUUUCUCUCUCGAGUUUUACAUUUUCAUUUACAAUUUUAUGUCUGAGAGAAACUCCGAUGAGCGUUGUAGAGAGAUGUAGACCCCCUCCUUCCUGGUGAAUAAUAAAGCCCAGAGUCUCCUGGCCA